Messenger RNA from Oikopleura dioica, 2154 nucleotides. The record is from the annotation of a GenBank genome assembly. NCBI's taxonomy places the organism in Eukaryota, Metazoa, Chordata, Appendicularia, Copelata, Oikopleuridae.
AUGACGACGAAUUUGAUAGGGCUCGGAGAUGAGCAUUGGCUGAGAGAAAGUUUGAGGAAGGAUCCGUUGCAAGAAUUGAAAGAUGUCAAAGCGGAACUUCAAAGAAAGACAGAAAUGCUUGAAAGAAUCGAGCAACGAAAACCAGCAAAUACAUUUCAACACACUGUUUAUCACGAAGUUCCUCGAGAUCCCUUGAUUCCCAACUACGGGCAGAGGCCUGUAUCUGCAAUGGGAUAUCCGUCUGGAAAUAAUUACCGGGACAAUUACCACUCAUAUCCUGUGAUGUACAAUAAUCAAGCGCAAACUCAACUAACAGAAGAGAAUCGAAGGCUAAAAGCUCGAGUUCGUGAUCUUGAAUCUCGAGUGGAUCAUCUUUUACGCGGACAAAAUGACAUUGAAUCCGGAAGCAAAACGAUGAAUACAAUCUGGGAUGAGAUGGUCACUCAGCUGUGUGAGCUGUUUGGUGCUGCUAUUGAAGAUAAGGAAGAUAAAGUCGCUGCAACUACUGUUGUCUUAGCUAGAGCUAGAGAAGUUAAAUCAGAGAUGAUUGAACUUCAGGCGAAAAAUGCUCAGUUGCAAACAGAAGUUGACCGAUCCGGCGCAUCUGCUGAGUCCGCUCAAGAAACAAUUGCUCGAAUGGCGGCCCAAAUCACUGAUUCGCAAACAUCGAGCAAUGAUCAGAAAACGGAGAUAACUGAUCUGAAUAAACACCUUAUCGAAGCUGCCGCUGAGAAAGAUCGACUUGAAGCUGAAGUCGCAUAUCUCAAGUCUCGAUUAGACGCCGCAAACUCUGCCUGGGAAGCCGCAAAAGAAGAGACCGGAGGUGCCGCUGCGGAAAAAGAAGGACUUGCUGCAGAAGUUGCGGAAUUGACACAUGCAAAGAAUUUAUUGGAAUCCGAAAUAAAUCUCUUUGUUGGAAACAUGGCGAAUAUGCUCUCGAAGCCUGAUCUUGUCGUUGAAGCAACUAUGGACGCUGUUCGCGAUCGGGUCAAGACUUUGUAUGGAACUCAAGAUAGCAGCCAAAGAACGAUCAAGAUUCUCGAGCAGAAGCUUCUUGAAGUCACUCAGCAACUGGAAAAACAAUGUGAAAUCCAUACCGAAACCUUACGAAGGGCAAAACGACUGGAGACGGAAAAUAACCAAGAUAAGAACAGAUUCAACAGAAUCGAGGAUGAUCUUGCAGCUGCAUCUGUCUUGAACUCGACGCUCUCGAAUCAGAGGGAGCGUUUCAAUGCGUUUCUUCAGGAUCUUGCUGAUGCAAUGAAAGUAACAUCUGAAGACACCGCUCGUGAUCUUGAGCUAUCCACAGAUAUCCUCCUCGACCGAGCUCGGCAAUUAGGUCAAUUGAAUACUGAAGAGCUUGCGGAGAAAUCGUCCGGGUAUUACUCCAUCAAGCGACAACUCAAAGCUGCAAAGGACCAAGUAAGAUCCAAAGAAAUGCACAUCGAGAUGAUGAGAAAGAAGAUGAAUCGCCUCGAAAUCGAAUCCGGUCAACGAUCGUCUCUUGCUGUGGAUAGAGACGAUGCAGUUGUAGCUCUUCAGAAAACGCAAAAGAAAAACGAAAGAAUGAAAGUCGAGCUUGCGAACGAACGGCAAAUUAUUCUUGAGCUAAAAGCAAAAAUGUCGGAUGUCGGAGAACUUCGAGCGUCGAAUAUGGAAUUGAUCGACCAACUUGAAAAGGCCAAAACAGCUGUUGAGAAAUUAUCCGCGAUCCGAGAUAGGCAAAAACAGCACAUUCAGGAGCUGAAAGACGAACUGAAGCUUUCGUCGCAUUCAGCUGAUUCGGAGCGGGGAACACUGCAAACACACUUACAAGCUCUUACCUCAGACUUGCAGACAACAAAGAAAGCUCUUGAUGACGCCAUCGCUCGCGAAAAAAUGCUCGUUGAAUUCCGCGAAGUUGUUGCUAGAAUGCUUGGCCUUGAUGUCUCAAGACUUGCUGUCCCAGACUACGAAGUUGUCACUCGCUUAGAGCGAUUAAUUCAAAACCAUCACGCAACGAAUGCUGGUCUCCAUCCAGGCGUGCCCGUAAAUACUGCGAUUCAAGAUCCGAAUUUUCAAACCGGGUUUAUGCAGGUUCCUGUGGAGGUUGUAACGUCGCAGCAAUCAAGCAGUCAAAGACCUAAUAAUCGACCUCGACGCCAGCGAUACUGA